GAAUGAACCAUUACUAAAUAGAAAGCAUGGAAGGCGUGGUAGUAGAAAGCAGAGAAUGGUUCUUGGCUGCUUACUCCACUGAUGGAGUUCCAACCUCAGAACAUCUCAAACUCCGCACUGUCACACUCACUCUGGCCUCCGAUUCAAUCCCCGACGGCCAUGUCGCCGCAGAAACUCUCUUCAUCUCCGUAGAUCCAUACAUCCGCACCAAACUCACCGGCACCCCCGACGGCCUUAACCUUCCGCAAUAUCACAUUAAUCAGGUGAUUACAUCAUUUUCGGUUUCAAGGGUAAUAAGAUCAAAAGACAGUAAAUAUGUGGAAGGGGAUCUUGUUUUGGUUCCAUCUGCUCCUGUGGCUGAAUACAGUAUCAUACCCUCCUCUGGGAUACUUAGAAAAAUUGAUGGUGAAAGUGGGAUUUCUUUGCCGGAUUAUCUAAGUUCUUUAGGUGUACCUGGGUUUGCAGCAUGGGUGGGGAUAGAGCUGCUGGGAGAGCCAAAGGUGGGUUCAAACGUGUUCAUAUCUGCUGCGUCUGGUGCGGUGGGCAUGGUUGCUGGACAGCUGGCUAAGAUCAAAGGGUGUAAGGUCAUCGGAAGCACUGGAUCUGAUGAGAAGGUAAAGCUUAUCAAAGGGGAAUUUGGGUAUGACGAUGGCUUCAACUACAAUAAGGAAUCAGAUUUUGAUGCCGCUUUAAGCAGGUACUUUCCUGAUGGCAUUGAUGUUUAUCUUGACAACGUUGGCGGUGAAAUGCUUGAAGCUGUUCUUAACCAUGUCAACAAGUAUGCUAGGAUACCACUUUGCGGCAUGAUAUCUCAAUAUAAUAAGGUUUGGACUGAAAGAGAAGGCGUCAGGAAUCUUCUGAAUAUGAUUGGCAAGGAGGUGAGGAUGGAAGGUUUUAUGCUGGCGACUUAUUGGCAUCGUUUUGGAGAUUUUGCUCAAGAUAUGGAGGGAUACAUCAAAGAGGGCAAGGUUAAGUCCAAGAAUAAAAUAAAUAUUGGCAUUGAGAGCUUUUUGGAUAGCUUAAGCUCUCUAUUCACUAGCUCUAAUAUUGGUAAAGUUAUUGUGCAAGUUAAGGCCUAGUGUCCAAAUAUCGAUAUGCUUGAUCAAUGAUUAUGAUGUUUGUAAUAUUUUAGCACAAGCAGUGUAAUAUAUCAUGAAACACGUUUCCCCUAUUCAUUCCUUUGUGUUAAACUUGCUACCAUAUGAAGACUGAAUAUGUAAUAUUUAUACAGAUAUAAAUUAUGUAAUAUUUCAGAUAA
Lotus japonicus is the source of this 1258-nucleotide messenger RNA. RefSeq names its product 2-alkenal reductase (NADP(+)-dependent)-like. The transcript is spliced from 6 exons. Lineage: Eukaryota; Viridiplantae; Streptophyta; Magnoliopsida; Fabales; Fabaceae. The record is from RefSeq and is a predicted model, not a curated record. Gene Ontology annotation, molecular function: 2-alkenal reductase [NAD(P)H] activity. The coding region runs from base 27 to 1079 and encodes 350 amino acids.